This is a messenger RNA of Stomoxys calcitrans (stable fly), 1849 nucleotides long. RefSeq names its product palmitoyltransferase ZDHHC3 (gene Dnz1). Gene Ontology annotation, biological process: protein targeting to membrane; peptidyl-L-cysteine S-palmitoylation. The transcript is spliced from 3 exons. Lineage: Eukaryota; Metazoa; Arthropoda; Insecta; Diptera; Muscidae. Gene Ontology annotation, cellular component: Golgi apparatus; endoplasmic reticulum. Gene Ontology annotation, molecular function: protein-cysteine S-palmitoyltransferase activity. The record is from RefSeq and is a predicted model, not a curated record. The coding region runs from base 426 to 1262 and encodes 278 amino acids.
UUGAAAAUUAUCCAUUCUAAAUGUUUUAGAAUUUGUGUUUGGACCACUUUGUGUUAGUAUACACUAUAAGUUUUGUAUGUUUGAAAUGUACUUAUCGCUUGGUACUUCCCAUGUCGACAAAUUGUUGAAGUAGAGAUUUUUCCAUCUCUAGACUCAACUACUUCGCUCUAGCCUAUGAUGAAAACAUAAAAUUUGUUGUAUAGAGGAAAAUAAAAGUCGUCGAAUUUUUGUUGCAAACAAAUACUCGGGGCAAUUAUUAAAAUAUUAUGUCAUUGCCAAUGGUAUGAAAUAAAGCUGAAAUUGCAUGUUAAUCGCAGUGUUUUACAAUUGUUUAUAUCGGCAAAUUGGUCUAACCACUGAAGGAAGACCAGUCUUUAGUGGCAAUCAGCAGAUGUGUUGCAGUGUUUGAAAGUAUUUAAUAGAAAAUGCGUUUUGUGAAAGAUCCCUGCGGAGUAGUUUGCCUAAUAAUCACGUAUCUGAUGGUUAUAUACGCUGAUUAUGUUGUUAUGAGAUGGAUAAUUCUGCAAACGAUGCAGACCAGCAUAUGGGCGCCCAUACAUGUAAUAUUAUUCAAUACAGUUGUAUUUCUGCUUGCAUUGUCGCACUUAAAAGCAGUAUUUUCGGAUCCGGGAACAGUUCCACUACCAGCUAAUCGCUUGGAUUUCUCUGAUUUGCAUACUGUUGGGAAAAACAAUGGCAACAGCAAUAAUGAGUGGAAUUGGACUGUUUGCACAAGAUGUGAGACAUAUAGACCUCCGCGCGCACACCACUGUCGUAUAUGUAAACGAUGUAUAAGAAGGAUGGACCACCACUGUCCAUGGAUCAACAAUUGUGUUGGAGAGAGGAAUCAAAAAUUUUUCCUCCAAUUCUUGGUUUACGUUGGAAUGCUAGCGCUAUAUUCCGUUGCUUUGGUUGUUGGAUCAUGGAUAUAUCCCUGUGAGGAGUGCGAAUCGGAUGAAACGCUGGAAUCUCAAACAAGAUUGUUACACAGUGUAAUUCUAUUGUUGGAGUCUGCACUUUUUGGUCUAUUCGUGCUGGCUAUAAUGGUAGAUCAAAUGCACGCUAUCCUACACGAUGAAACGGCCGUGGAGCAGGCGCAGCAAAAGGGUUCAUAUCGCCCAAAUCGACGUAAGCUAUAUCUACUGGCAGAUGUUUUUGGCAGAGGCCAUCCGGCAUGUUGGCUAUGUCCUUGUUCCAGUUUUAAUUCCUCCUCAUCCUCCCUGAGGUACUAUGACACCCCAUUGCUGAGUCACGAUGUCUAAGUUGAACAGAUCUCAAUAUCAGCGUAGGAUCCACAAGUAUAUACAUAUAUAUUAAUCAAAAAUUCCCUUAGAAAAGGGAAACGUGAUAUAUGGUGUAGAAGUCCUUCUCUAAAUAAAUUGUCGAAAUCCUUAAAAAGAUUACACUACGCGCGUGGGUGAUAAUUGCCUAGGAAGCUAUCCACUUUUUAUCAAACCACUCUAUUAGCGUACUGACUGUUCCUCUUUUUACGGUUAAAAGCACUUAACAUUAUUGUAUCAAGAGUCCAUAGGUUUUAAUUAAGUUAUAUUUAUUUGUAUUUACUAUCAUAAAUAAUUUUUAGUUUUUGUAUUCAUAUGUACGUAUCACACACACCUCCCUAUGAUGUAUGUAUGUAUGUAUGUAUAUGAUAUAAUAAAUGUAGACACUUCGGCUUGGAAUAAUUCGAAGAAAAUCAACUGUAAAAAUAAUUUUAAUGUCAUGUAUAAACUAAAGUGGGAGAGAAAGAUAACGUGCACAUUUACAUAUGUGUAGAAGGAAACCAAAGCAAUACCUAAUGUUUUAAGAUUUGUACAUUUAAAUGAAAUAUGCUGAAAUCCAUAAAGAUGUA